AUGGCAUUCACAAUUAGAGUUGUAGUAGUGCUUCAUCUCUUGAUAAUAAUAAUAAUAAUGAGUUUGUUGCUUCUUCAAGGUGACGCAGAAAAAUUAUUAAUAAAGCUUGAAGAAGGAAAAAUGAAAAAGUGUGGAAUUAAUAGAAUUUAUCAGUUUGGUGAUUCACUUUCGGAUACCGGAAACUGCCUGAGAGAGACGUAUUGUAGAGCUCAUUCUGGGUGUAGAUUCCCUCCAUAUGGAAUGAAUUUUUACCAGAAAGCAGUAACGGGGCGUUGUUCUAAUGGAUUGCUCAUGAUUGAUUUCAUUGCGCUGGAAUGUGGUCUUCCUCUCCUAAAUCCGUCGUUAGAAGAAAAUGCAGAUUUUAGUCAUGGUGCGAAUUUCGCUGUAUCAGGGGCUACUGCUUUAUCAGUCGAAUCCUUAGCAAAGAAGAAAAUUCAUAUGUCAUACACAAAUAGUACAUUAAGUGUGCAACUUCAAUGGAUGUCUUCUCAUUUCAAUUCAGUUUGCUCUACGGAUUGUCCAAAAUAUUUGGAAAAUUCACUUUUCCUAGUUGGAGAAAUAGGAGGAGAUGAACUCACUUAUGGCUUAAAUCAAGGUAAAACUAUGGAAGAGUUGCGAAGAAUGGUGCCUGAUAUUGUUCAUGCCAUCAUUCGUGGUGUUAGAAGAGUCAUAAGUUUUGGAGCUACUCGAAUUGUAGUUCCAGGUAAUAUUCCAGCGGGUUGUAACCCGGUUAUCCUGACGAUAUUUGGUACCAGACCAUCAACUACCUACGAUGAGUAUGGUUGCGUGAAAGAGUGGAACAAUUUUAUAAUGUAUUACAACAAUUAUUUGAAACGAGGAAUUCACAUGUUGAAGAGAGAGUAUCCAAACAUUUCAAUCAUUUACGGUGACUACUACAGUGCAUAUCUCUGGCUUCGACAAAAUGUUGUUGCUCUUGGAUUCGACAAAAAUUUUGUACUGAAACCAUGUUGUGGAAUAGGCGGAGACUACAAUUAUAGAGAAGAUAUGAAAUGUGGUGAUCCAGGAGUCGAAGCGUGUGCAGACCCGAAUAUUUACAUAAGUUGGGAUGGACUUCAUUUAACACAAAAGGCAUACAGUUGGUUAACAAAAUGGCUAAUCGAUGACAUAAUACCACAAUUAAACUGCCCUGUUUAAAUUCAAUCUUUUAAUUUA
This is a messenger RNA of Solanum tuberosum (potato), 1173 nucleotides long. RefSeq names its product GDSL esterase/lipase At5g03980-like. The record is from RefSeq and is a predicted model, not a curated record. Lineage: Eukaryota; Viridiplantae; Streptophyta; Magnoliopsida; Solanales; Solanaceae. The transcript is spliced from 5 exons. The coding region runs from base 1 to 1155 and encodes 384 amino acids. Gene Ontology annotation, molecular function: hydrolase activity, acting on ester bonds.